Molecule: messenger RNA, 1753 nt
Organism: Glycine soja
Lineage: Eukaryota; Viridiplantae; Streptophyta; Magnoliopsida; Fabales; Fabaceae
Product: uridine kinase-like protein 1, chloroplastic
Exons: 14
Coding region: 83-1450 (455 amino acids)
Cellular component (GO): chloroplast; cytoplasm
Molecular function (GO): kinase activity; ATP binding; excinuclease ABC activity
Source: RefSeq, a predicted model, not a curated record
CGCAAACACAUACGUAUAUAAGGAGAAAACCUGAAAACAGAAACACAGUGGAGCAAAUAGAAAGAAACAAAAGCCAAAAACAAUGGAUAUGGUUAUAGAGGUUCUCUCCGGUGCGCACUUCUCCGGUUGGCAUCCUUCUACGACGUCGUCUUGUUCUUCUCCAACAUCCUCACAUCAUCCAUUCGUCAUCGGUGUCUCUGGAGGCACGGCAUCGGGAAAAACCACAGUGUGUGAUUUGAUCAUUCAGCAGCUGCAAGAUCACAGAGUUGUGCUCGUUAGUCAGGAUUCAUUUUACCGCGGUUUGACGAAUGACGAGUUGAAACGCGUUCAUGAGUAUAAUUUUGAUCAUCCUAAUGCAUUUGAUACAGAGCAACUCGUAGAAACUCUCAGUAAGCUCAAAUCUGGACAGUCAGUUCAGGUUCCGUUUUACGAUUUUAAGCUUCACCAGAGAUCUUCUGAGAGAUCCAGACAGGUCAAUGCAUCUGAAGUAAUUAUUCUGGAGGGAAUAUUGGUUUUUCAUGAACAACGUGUCCGCAACAUGAUGAAUAUGAAGAUAUUUGUUGAUGCAGAUCCAGAUGUAAGGCUUGCCCGCAGAAUAAGACGGGAUACUGUUGAGAGGGGUAGAGAUGUUCACUCUGUACUGGAACAGUAUGCAAAAUUUGUUAAGCCUGCCUUCGAUGAUUUUAUUCUUCCAUCCAAAAAAUAUGCUGACAUCAUCAUACCUCGCGGUGGAGACAAUCUUGUAGCAAUUGACUUGAUUGUUCAACAUAUCCGCACUAAGCUUGGCCAACAUAACCUCUGCAAGAUAUAUCCAAAUGUGAAUGUUAUACAGUCUACUUUCCAGACUAGAGGCAUGCACACUCUUAUUCGUGACAGGGACUUAUCAAAGCAUGAUUUUGUUUUUUAUUCAGAUCGGCUAAUUCGUGUGGUAGUGGAACAUGGUCUUGGUUACUUGCCAUUUACAGAGAAACAAGUUAUCACACCUACAGGCUCAAUUUAUACUGGAGUUGAUUUUUGUAAGAAAUUAUGUGGAGUAUCCAUUAUUCGAAGUGGUGAAAGCAUGGAAAAUGCUUUGCGUGCUUGCUGUAAAGGAAUAAAGAUAGGAAAAAUUCUAAUUCACCGUGAAGGUGGUGAUGAAACCCAGCUUAUUUAUGAGAAACUUCCUAAAGAUAUUUCGGAGAGACAUGUUCUUCUCAUGGACCCAGUACUUGGAACAGGUAAAACUGCUAGCCAAGCAAUCGAGCUUCUUAUAAAGAAGGGAGUUCCAGAGUCCCGGAUAAUAUUUCUUAACCUCAUUUCUGCUCCUGAGGGAAUACAUUGUGUAUGUAAACAUUUUCCGCAUCUGAAAAUUGUCACAUCGGAGAUUGAAGAAGGAUUAAAUGACCAGUUCCGUGUCAUACCAGGGUUAGGAGAAUUUGGUGAUCGCUACUUUGGUACCGACGAUUCUUAGUUUGAAAGCAAAGCAAAAAAGAUUAUAAGGAGAAAAAACAGGAACAUAUGUUGGAAUUUAUUACUAUGUAUAAUAAUCAUCUGACUACUAAACACACAUAAUCAUGAGCAACUACCCAAGUUUGACUGGAUUGUCCAAUUGGAACUUGAUUAGGGUCAGGCAUCACUUCAUGUUUGUUAGUGAGCUUCCCUUCUGUUUUCCUUUGUUUCCGCAACAGCUAAAAAGGGUUGUUAAUUGUAACUAACUAUAACUGGUUUUGAAUUUUUAGUCUUUGAUAUAUAUUUUUUGGAAUUUUCUUUUGAA